Molecule: messenger RNA, 959 nt
Organism: Drosophila grimshawi
Lineage: Eukaryota; Metazoa; Arthropoda; Insecta; Diptera; Drosophilidae
Product: coenzyme Q-binding protein COQ10, mitochondrial
Exons: 3
Coding region: 112-765 (217 amino acids)
Biological process (GO): cellular respiration; ubiquinone biosynthetic process
Cellular component (GO): mitochondrion
Molecular function (GO): ubiquinone binding
Source: RefSeq, a predicted model, not a curated record
CCCAGCUGUUUUGCAUUGCGCGAUUUGUGUUUGGGGGGUGCAGAUUUGUAUCUUUUUUUGUCUAACUUGGAUUGAAUUUGUUUCCCGGUGCAGAACUGGAUUUUGCUGAAAAUGUUGAAGGGCAGCACACUGAAAGCAUUGGAUGUAAGAAUUAUGCGGCGCUACAUUGAAUCAAGUUGGCAGCAGCAGCAGCAGCAGAUCGGUAAGCGACACUAUAUGAAUGGCAUCCAACGCUCCUUCAUAACGUUCAAUGACUUCCGCAACAAAAAUCGUUCGUACACCAAAAAGGAGCUCGUUGGUUACUCCAUGCAGGACAUGUACAGGGUGGUCAGCGAUGUCAGCAACUACUACAAGUUUGUGCCUUAUGUGAAGAAAUCGCAUGUGCACAGCGUAGACACCAGCGGCGGCGGAAAUGGAUUCAAGGCGGAUUUGAUUGUUGGCUUUCCGCCGCUGAACGAGGCGUACACGUCGCGGGUGACACUGGAGCCGCCGGGCCUGGUGAGAUCGGAAUGCCAUGAUGGCCGCCUGUUCAACUACCUCCUCAACGAAUGGCGCUUCAGUCCGGGCCUCAAGGACAUACCCAACUCAUGUGUCCUGGACUUUCGAGUGGCCUUCGAGUUCAAAUCGCUGCUGCACAGCAACAUUGCCAAUCUAUUCUUCGACCUGAUAUGCGAUCAAAUGGAGAACGCCUUCAUUCUCGAAGUGGAGCGACGCAGUGGUCCACCCUCCAUUCGAUCGCAUGUCCUCAAAUCGAAGCGACGUUGAGCCAUCCAGAAUCCCCAUCGCCCAGCCCACCACAAGGUGUUGAGUAGUUGUUUAAGUCGAGACUUGUAUGUAUUUAGUUCAAAUUAUGUUGACCAAGGCGUUUUAUAUAUAUUUUUUUGUAAAUAAAAUUGAUAACACAAGAGAAAUGGUGUAAUAAGUACAAGAAUUAAACGUAAAACGUAAUUUAAAAUUAA